This is a messenger RNA of Cetraspora pellucida, 321 nucleotides long. NCBI's taxonomy places the organism in Eukaryota, Fungi, Glomeromycota, Glomeromycetes, Diversisporales, Gigasporaceae. The record is from the annotation of a GenBank genome assembly.
AUUCGUGAUAAUAUGACUUCUUUUCAUGAUAUAAUGUGUGAAUCAAACUGGGAGAUGCGUGUGCUUGCUUUCUUACUUGAAAUCACUAAAGCUAAUGCAUUUUUAUCAUUUAAAAAAUGGCAUGAAGAAGCAUAUAACGUUUCACAUUUUGAUUUUAGACAACAAUUGGCCCUUGAAAUUCUUAAUGAAGAAUAUCUUAAUUUAAGAAAUUCAUCACCAAAUUUAUUCAAAAAAUGUUCAAGAACACAAGCUAAGCCACUGCAUAAAUUAUCUCCUCUUGCUAAAAGAAAAAAAACUCGAAACAUUACAAUUUAUUCAUAG